Messenger RNA from Venturia canescens, 2162 nucleotides. RefSeq names its product glutamate receptor ionotropic, kainate 5-like. The transcript is spliced from 11 exons. Bases 1 to 2097 code for a protein of 698 amino acids. Gene Ontology annotation, cellular component: membrane. Gene Ontology annotation, molecular function: ligand-gated monoatomic ion channel activity. The record is from RefSeq and is a predicted model, not a curated record. NCBI's taxonomy places the organism in Eukaryota, Metazoa, Arthropoda, Insecta, Hymenoptera, Ichneumonidae.
AUGGCUAAACGUGGCAUUGCUUUGAUAGAAGCCUACAACGGCUCAUUGACCAAAAACGAAGAGCAGUUACAAUAUUUAUUGAAAAUAAUGCAAUAUCAUCGUCAAAAAUACCCCAAUUGCAAUAAAGGCAAACUUAAAAAUAGCAAUGGUCCUUCAAUUUUUAUUGCGGGGUUUUUAACACUGACUCAAUCGCAUCCGGUAGAUGAAACGUUGGGCAACUUCAUCGUUGACGUUUCCACCUCGUUAUUUUCAACAUGGAGAAUUUCAGCUCUCCUCUGCACCAACGACGAGGGCAGCGUAAAUUUUUCUCGGCAAAUGUCACGAAAUUAUGUAAUGAGCGAAGUGAUUAACUCAUUUGAAAAUUUGGAUCCAACGCGGUUGGAAUCCGAAGUCGAUCAUCGAUUCAUCAUCGUUCUCGAUCUCGAUUGUUCCGGUGCUCUUGAUAUUUUAAUCAAGGCGAGUGAAACAAGAAUGUUUGUAGCUCCAGCGAAGUGGCUGUUGAUUCAGGACCUUCGGAAUCCCACGAUAGAAAGGAAUAUAUCGAAAGAUUCAGCCUUGACUAUUAUAGGAAGCGAUAAUUUUUCGUGGGUGAUUGAAAAUUUUCGUGAUCUCGACAUGUUACCUGACAGCGAAGUUGUUUUGAGUCGUAGAAUGGACGAUGAUUCCGUUGCAAUCGUGUCAUUGUAUCGUCCCAGCGCUGUGGCUGAUUUGAUCCUUGAGGACCGAGGAUAUUGGACUAAGGAAACGGGACUAUUUAUUCGUGAUGACGUCCCUGCGUCCAGAAGACGACAGAACCUCCGACAAACCCACCUCAAAGCCUGUUUGGUUAUAACGGACGAGGACACUUGGAACCAUCUUGAUGAUUUUAAGAACCUACUCGUUGACGCACCGACAAAAUCAAAUUAUCCAUGGGUUUUUCUCCUCGCAAGAAGGAUGAACGCCACUGUGAGUUUCACGGGCCGAGAUACGUGGGGUUACUUGCAAAAAAAUGGUUCUUGGAGCGGCAUGAUAGGUAUGUUGAAAAAUCGUGAAGUAGAUAUAGGUGGCUCGACAACGUUCCUCACGGCAGACCGCAUCGGAGUCAUCUCCUAUAUACAAUUGUACACACCAACAGGGUCCAAGUUUUUAUUUCGACGACCGCCACUGUCGUAUGUCAGCAAUCUUUUCACUCUCCCCUUCGAACGCUCCGUUUGGAUCGCCAUUGGUGUACUUCUAAUUCUUGUCAUCGGACUUCUAUACGUGGCUAUGAAGUGGGAAUACUCGUUGAAAAUAAACAAUGAAAUUCCUCUACAAGAUUGGACCGGCAACAGCGAUGUCGCCCCGACUAUCAGUGAUGAUCUGCUCGUUGUUAUGGGAGCUGUUUCUCAACAAGGAUCUUACUACGAGCCCAGGAUCGUUCCUACUCGAAUAAUCGUUCUUAUGGCUCUCAUAUCGACUCUGAGCCUGUAUGCUUCUUACACCGCUAAUAUCGUGGCACUUCUUCAAUCGUCUGCAGACACAAUCAAUUCGCCACAGGACCUAAUGAACAGCCCGAUGGGAAUUGGCAUCUACGACGUCGUUUACAAUCGCUACUAUUUCCAGGCUGCUCAAGAUCCUGAACGAAAGAAGUUUUAUGAAACCAAAGUAAAAGGGAAAGAGGAGGUUUGGCUGGGUCUUCGGGAGGGUAUGAGCCGAGUAAGGAAAGGCCUUUACGCCUUUCAUGUCGAAUAUGGAGCUGGUUAUCAAGUGAUACAAGAAACUUGGGAGGAGGGUGAGAAAUGUAGUGUUCACGAGAUCGAUUAUCUCAAAGUUCUCAAUCCUCUUCUCGUUGUGCAGCAUCGAUCGCCAUAUCUUGAAAUGUUUCGCGUGGGAGCUUUAUGGAUUCGUGAAACAGGUCUGCAGUACCGCGAAAUUUCGAGAAUUUAUAUCGAUAAGCCCGUUUGUCAAGGACAAAAUAAUUUCAUCAGUGUUGGUAUAAUUGAUUGUUACGCGGCUUAUAUGACGUUGGCUUGUGGUACUGGGAUCACCUUUUUUAUUCUCCUGCUUGAAAUAAUAUGGAGCAGAUGGUUUUCGUCCAAGUCAGAAGAAGCGGAAUCAACGAUUGACAUUGUGGAAUGAAGGUUCGCUUCAUUGUAAAUGAGAACUAAGCUUGAUUUUCUCGAAAAAUUUACUUCGUUAUAAGC